Messenger RNA from Manis javanica (Malayan pangolin), 1589 nucleotides. It is a transcript of the gene COA7, whose product is annotated as cytochrome c oxidase assembly factor 7. NCBI's taxonomy places the organism in Eukaryota, Metazoa, Chordata, Mammalia, Pholidota, Manidae. The record is from RefSeq and is a predicted model, not a curated record. Gene Ontology annotation, molecular function: protein binding. Gene Ontology annotation, cellular component: mitochondrial intermembrane space.
GCUCACGUGACCGCGGGGCGGGCAUGCGGCGUGGCCCGGGCGGGAGCAGCAGGUAACCUCCGCCGGCGAGCUCUGGCCAUGGCGGGCGUGGUGGACUUCCAGGACGAAGAGCAGGUGAAGUCUUUUCUGGAGAACAUGGAGGUGGAGUGCAACUACCAGUGCUACCGCGAGAAGGACCCGGACGGUUGCUAUCGGCUGGUGGACUAUUUGGAAGGGGUCCAGAAGAAUUUUGAGGAAGCUGCCAAGGUAUUGAAGUUUAACUGUGAGGAGAACAAACACAGCAAUAGCUGCUACAAGCUGGGGGCCUAUUAUGUGACAGGAAAAGGUGGAUUGACCCAAGACCUAAAAGCCGCCUCCAGCUGCUUUCUGAUGGCGUGUGAGAAGCCCGGAAAGAAGUCUGUGGAGGCAUGUCACAACGUUGGUCUCCUGGCACAUGAUGGACAGGCCAACAAGGAUGGCCAGCCUGAUCUGGAGAAAGCCAGAGACUACUACACAAGGGCCUGUGAUGGCAACUAUGCCCCUAGCUGCUUCAACCUCAGUGCCAUGUUUCUGCAGGGUGCUCCUGGCUUUCCAAAGGACAUGGGCCUGGCAUGUAAAUACUCCAUGAGAGCCUGUGACCUGGGCCAUGUCUGGGCCUGUGCCAAUGCCAGCCGCAUGUAUAAGCUGGGGGAUGGUGUAGAUAAGGAUGAAGCCAAGGCCGAGGUGCUAAAAAAUCGGGCCCGGCAGCUACAUAAAGAACAGCAAAAAAAUGUCCAGCCUUUAACGUUUGGGUAGUGUGGCCCACCCUCCCAUGUAACAAAUACCUAGAGGCUGGCACCUCCUGUUUCUGAUGGCAGCCCUUGGAGGUCAACCUGCUGGAGCAGGAAGACUAGGGACUUCAUAUCAGUAGCUCUGGUUACAUAGACCCAUUGCCCCAGAGUGUCACCUACUGGAUAAUAGCCUGAAAUGUGUAUUGCAGUCAGUAUUCCUUUAUCGCGUGUGUUCUGUGAAGACUUCCACAUUUAUGGGAUUUUAGUUCUCAAACUUGUAGUUCUGUGGAAAAGAGCAACCCAGAGAACCAUAGAGAUUGUAGCAGGGUGGGGAGGAGAGACAAAGAGCAGGAAGUUGGAAAAAUGAGCAGCCAUAGGUCUGAAGGAGUCAGACAUCGUCAUCAUUUUUAUUUUAGUUGGGAGGGCUUGAAAAUCUAUCUUGAUUUACAUAAUUGAGGGCCUAAGGAGCUAGGAAUAAAUAGUACAAUUGCCACCCUCUGACUUAGUAAUCACUACUGUGGGCUUCCUUUUUGCCUUUAUAGUCAGAUCUUUCAGUAAGUUCAUAGAGCUUGGAGGGAUGUGUGACAUUAAAGUUAAAAGGUUGUUAUGCUUCAGGGUUGCUUAAGGGAAUGAAACAUAAGCCUUCUUCUCGUGGAGACAUUCACAGUUGAAAAUUAGCACCCAAGAGUCUACUCACCUGGCACUGCUCAUAAUGUUGAGCAGAUCAUUCCCAGGGCAACUUAAGCUAGGGGUUUGUAAGCAAGGUCUUUAUAACAUAUUUUGUCCCUCAGAACUGAACCUUUUUGAUUGUUCCUGUGAAUAAACUAUUUUGAUUGAUGA